AUGACUUCCAUUAAUCUUUCUUAUAAUCCUCUCUUCUCUUGCAUUAUCACUCUCUACACUCUAAUUCUCCUAUACUUCCCUCAAGCACUUAAACUCUCAAUCUCUUCAAUUUUGAUCAUUACUUUAACUCUUUUGCUCUUUCUCUUACGCCUUGGUGCAAUUCAAAGACUCCAACUUUCAGUGGCUGAAGGCGAUGAAACCAAUGAAAUCAACCGAAACAAAGACACCCAUUUUGCUAAAACUUCAGACUCAUGCUUUUUGACUCAUGUAGACAAAUGGGAUGCUUCCCAAAGUGCUCGUAUAGCCCCGGAUCGGAACCCGAAUUUUGGAGGGUCGUUUGUGGAAUGGGAUGUUAGAGCUCCAUUGGAGGUUAUAUAUGAGGAACAUGAAGGAGAAGAAGGGGAGGAGGAUCCGAAUGGGAAGGAUGCAGUCCAGGAUCCCAACCAGUUUGGUGGUUUGGGAAGGUAUCCGUCUUUGGCUAAGUAUUACCCGGAAACGGAUUCGGAUUCAGAUUCUGACGGUGGGUUUUCCGUUCCCGGAGAGUGGGACUCGGCGGAGAGGUUUUGCUUUAAAUGGGAAGAUGAAGAUAAAGAAGGGCUAUUGAUAGAGAUAGCUCUUGAUAGUUAUAAUAAGAAGGAUACGGGUUUGGGAUUUCACGUUGAAGAGGAUAAUCUGAUAGAGAUCGAUAUUUCUCCGGCCAAAAAUGACAUGCUGUUUCCCAGAUGA
Molecule: messenger RNA, 726 nt
Organism: Dovyalis caffra
Lineage: Eukaryota; Viridiplantae; Streptophyta; Magnoliopsida; Malpighiales; Salicaceae
Source: the annotation of a GenBank genome assembly